AUGUCUAUUAUUCUUCCAGCAACUAUUGGUUGUCAAGGUUAUAUAUUAAACGAUGAUUGUUGUUCAUCAAUAGCUUCAUCGGCUGAAACAGCAUGUUGUUCAAGCAUUUCUUGGAGUUCAUUAGCAAUUCCUUUUUUUAUUGUUGCUGGAAUUUGUUUUCUUGCUAUUUGUUUCAUUUAUUGUCGGCCAUUAUGGAAAGUGUGUUUAUGUGGACAUCGAUGUCCUUUUAGUAGCCGAACUCAAGUUAAUUCAUCAACUUCUGCGACAGUUAAUGAUAAUCCGAUUCAUGUAAUGAACAACGAUGAUUUACCCGAUUAUGAAACGAUUAUAAAAGAUUCAACGAUGAAAGAAUCAACACCACCACCAUAUAAUUUUGUUGCUUCACAUCCAAAUGAUUUUGGUAUUGAAACACGUGUUCCAAGUGCACCACCUCGAUAUUAUUCUAGACAUAACUCUGUAGUUACAAUUAAUACAAACAUUCCUAUCGAAUCAUAA
Molecule: messenger RNA, 495 nt
Organism: Rotaria sp. Silwood1
Lineage: Eukaryota; Metazoa; Rotifera; Eurotatoria; Philodinida; Philodinidae
Source: the annotation of a GenBank genome assembly